Musca domestica (house fly) is the source of this 1979-nucleotide messenger RNA. RefSeq names its product lysosomal-associated transmembrane protein 4A. NCBI's taxonomy places the organism in Eukaryota, Metazoa, Arthropoda, Insecta, Diptera, Muscidae. The record is from RefSeq and is a predicted model, not a curated record. The transcript has 5 exons. Bases 211 to 1374 code for a protein of 387 amino acids. Gene Ontology annotation, cellular component: lysosomal membrane.
AUUGCAUUUUUGCAUAUAAAAUAGAUUUGAUUGGAAAUAUAGAAUUUGUAAACUAUUUGGAUAUUUAAAAACAAGUGUUUAAUCCGAAUAAUCGGAUGUUCUGAAUAAAAUAUUCCAUGUGAAGUAAUAAGUUCAAAUAGAAAAACUUGUGUAUAGUGCGCAGUAAAACCAACAAAAAUCUCCUAAGGAAUUUAAUAGAACGCAAAACAAAUGAUAAGAAUCCGGAGGAAGAUGGGUCCUCAUCAACCACUGACACCGAAUAACAACAAGGAAUGGAUAUGUUGUUUCAAUCUCCAUGUCCUAACAGCAACUAUAAUGAUUGGACUCUGGCAUUUGUUUUUGAAUAUCCUCGCUCUAAGCCUAUUGGCGGUUAUUAUGCGUAACCCUCACAUGAUGGAAGAACUGGAAAACAGUUACGAUUACAAUGUCGACAUGAAUGCCCCAGCUUUGCCAACACCCCUGAGUAAAGUUGAUCCCCCCUUUGCCUAUCGCGAUCACUCGCUUAUCUACCGCAAACAAUACCAGAGCUAUGACAUGGGCGGUCUAGUCUGUACUUGCAUGAUUGCCAUUACAAUGAUGAUGAUUUAUGGAGCUAUAAAAGGAAAACCAUCACACCUGCUGCCCUUCUUCUGUCUCCAGUUAUUCGACUUUGCCAUAACCACCUUGACCGCUGCUGGUUAUUUGUGUUACCUUCAAGCUAUCCAUCGUCUAAUAGACGAAUCUCAUCGUUUGCCGUGGCGUGAGAAGCUCUUGGAGCUGUCCCCUGAAGAACUUGUCAUUGUGGUCCUGAUUGUUUUUGUUUGCAUUGUUUUCCUGAAAGCUUAUGCCAUCGGCAUUGUCUGGCGUUGCUAUAAGUAUUUAACUUUGAGGCAACAAAGUAUGCGCACAUUGUUGCCUAUGGGCAUCUCUGACUUGGCUGGAAGCAGCGUGGGUUCCGAGGAACGGGCAUAUUCAACUCUAUUGCCUAAUUACGAUGAAGCAGUUGCAGCAUAUAUGAAGCAAGCCCCACCCCCAUCUUAUCAAGUAGCCAUGUCUAAUUUGCCCAGGGAGGAACCCAAUAAUGGCCCCGAAAUAAAUGUAGCUGCUGGAGCUGACGAAGACAACAAUAAUGACACUUCAAACAACAACAACACUGUACACAUUAAUAACAAUACGCCAACCAUGAGGCGCAACAAUAACGUUUCGGGUGACAGUGCAGUGGCCAUCGUUGGAGACUCAAAUAACGAUUUAUCGCCGCCACCUUCGUACAAUGAAGUUAUUAUCGAACCAGAAUUGCCCACAAACAAUGGUCCAACAACUGGAGGAAGUAUCCAACAUUUAAAUCCAUCCAGCUCUACUAACGUUCAGCCUAAUAGCAAUGAAAGUCACGCAUAAUUCAAGUUCGUGACAGUGACAGGGGUUUAAGCAGUUGUUUUAGUUAUGGGUUGUGGUUGAAUUUUUCUAAGAUAGUCUUCGGUUUGGUAGCUGUGCAGUCGUUGAUGAGAAGUCAAUCAAUUCUAUUGGCAUCUCAUUUUUAACACGAAACAUGUUACCGAACUUGUUACUUGACAUGUUUGAAACGUUGUUUUAGUCGAAUGCAAACCCCUUUUUUGGAACAUGUUUUUUCUCUAUUUUUAUCACUUAGUCUUGUAAUUGUGACAAGAACGCGCACCCCAAUACAUUUAAAUUACUACACAAAUUAUGAUAUGUUAUAAAGGAUAACGCCAAUAUUAGUUACUCAAAAUAAAAAAAGACAUACACCUCACGUUAUGUAUUAAUCCGAAACGCAGACAAUUUUCUACGUUUAAACUCUCGUAUAAUUUCAAUCAAUAAACCAUGAAAUUCCUUUAGCCGUAGUAUGCUGUCCAAUUCUUAAUCAGUAUAAAUUGCAAUCUGCUGCUGUAGUUGUUUCACAAAAUUGCAAACAAAUUGGCUCUUUGUUUAUUUUACAUUAUUCUUUUACUUACAUAUAUAUAAUAUAUAUUUAAAAAAAAUAUUAA